Messenger RNA from Pocillopora meandrina, 5594 nucleotides. NCBI's taxonomy places the organism in Eukaryota, Metazoa, Cnidaria, Anthozoa, Scleractinia, Pocilloporidae. The record is from the annotation of a GenBank genome assembly.
AGAAGCAUCAAAUAUGAUCAAAAACUAAUUGUAGAUUAUAUUUCAGUCACCAGGCGAUGUGGUUGCACAUCUGCUGUGUGUCCACCCCCAGAUGCACCUUGUCCUCCUCCACCUGCCCCUCCAGCACCAGUACCACCUGGUCCUCCAGGGCCUCCCGGACUACCAGGCUCUAACGGAUGUCAAGGUCCUCCAGGGAUGGCCGGUUGUCCUGGGCUUAAAGGGCCACCAGGCAAUGGAGGGCCACUCGGGCCACCGGGGCCUAUUGGACUUCCCGGUAAACCCGCUCUUCCCGGUCCACCCGGGCCACCUGGCUGCAUGGGAUUACCUGGCCUCCCUGGAUGUGCGGGAAUGAAAGGACCAGCAGGACCAGUUGGGCUGCCAGGCCCCGUAGGACCAGCAGGACCACCUGCCCUCCCAGGCCCUCCUGGAAUACCUGGAAAAAUGGGCUGUGCUGGUGCUCCCGGAUGCCCCGGUUUCAAAGGGGAGCCCGGAGCGAUGGGACCAAUAGGACCUCCAGGAGCUCCUGGAAAACCCGCUCUUCCUGGCCCUCCUGGCCAACCCGGAAGUAUAGGACCGCCAGGUCUCCCCGGUUGCAUCGGCAUGAAAGGAUGCAACGGCAGUCCCGGAGCCCCAGGAUUUGUUGGACCUGCUGGCCCUCCAGGACCCCCAGGCGCUCCGGGUCCACCAGGACCACCUGCUGAGCAACCGUGCGCCCCUUGCGGUGGUGGCUGCUGCGGUUAAACUGCGCAUGCAGCCAAAACAGUACGAGUUAUUUCAAGUGCGAUUAUUAAAGCCUUGUUAAUGAGAGAUGGAAAGGACGAUAGGAAGAUGUUUUUCACAUCAAAAUAUUCCUUUAUUUUGUAGUGCAUGUCACGGUUGAGCAAUAAAAAGGAUGCUGACCCAUUCUCUAAACAUAGUGUCAUGACUGUACAGGGGCCAUAUGACAUUUAAAUAGUAGUCCCAGAUAAUUAUAGGCAGUAGGGCUACCUUAAGUUAACUAUCCUUACGCCCGAUAUCCGAUUAUGUUUUGACCCUUUGCACCCUAAUAUCAGUGUGCUUAUACAUUUCCUACGGUACUUACGAGGAUGGUUUUUGACAAUGAUCAGCUCCUUAGGAAGGCAAUCAGUUUUUCUUUUUUAUUUUCAAGACUCAGGAGUGUUAAUGUAAGGAGAAAAGCUAGUCACCUUUAGGGUUUCAAACGUUAAAACACUAUGUAAGGGUUUCGUCGUGCAGCAGGCCACUCGCAUAUCCCUAUAUUUAAAUUUCUCAAGAAAGACCAUUCACGAUGGUAAUGUACAGGCAGGUGAUCAUGUUUCGCGGUACUUUUAAGUUAAUUCAUUGGUUGUUGAAUGGCUAGAAGUACACGCUUUGAGGUCAAAUGCUGCACCGUCAUGAAUGUGGAAAUGUGAGCUUUAAUUUCCGAUUGAUUUUUAUUUACUACUUUUUAAUAAAAAUACCUGACCAUAAAUUUUGGAGAGAAGUAUUUUAAAAAGUAGUUGUAAAAAACUUUUUCUUCCUCCUUUCUUUUUUUUGCUUCCUGGAGAGCCUUCCCCCUCUCUCGGCAAGCGAAAAAAAUCGCAAAACACGUCUUGAAGGUCUCCAAAACCAUGAAUUAAUUGCGACAAGCCUCAUUAAAUUUACUUUGAAAUUCCUUCUUACAAAAUUUUGCCCUUUAUUUUUUUACUUCAACUAGUAGGGUCUAGAUGGCUGCAUGCUGGUAAACUUCCUUUUUUCGUUUUUAUGGACCUUUCUUAGUGUCGGUCCCUGAAAACUAGUUAUCUUCUCCCAUCAAUGAUAUCCAUAUAUUCUAAUAAAUCAACCUCACGCUUGGUUAAGGCCACAUAAUGAUAUUUCGAAACGUUUUCUGUGAAGCAUAACAUCACCUAGGGUAGAAAUCACCGAAAAACUAAAAUAAUCUAGAGCAAAAGGGGACGGAUUAAGGAUGCACCCAGAAAGGAUUAACACGGUUUGGGGGCUGUGUCCAACUCACACGAAAAACGUAACCUUAACAUUUCAGGAUACACAAGGCAUGAAAUAGCUGUUCAGUUUAAGAGAACAAAUUAAAAUGACUCCGAUCCUCCUCACAGACCACGAUAUAACUGAGAUAUACGAAGCACGAAUUCACUAGACAAGAAAGAAUUUGUUCAUAUCAAAUUGAGAGUUGAACUUUUAAAUUUCAUCAAAUUAUCAUUAAAAAUCUAACGCGUUAAAGAAUACCAAAAAUGCUUUCAACCUUGCUGAAUGCAGUGACUUUCCUGCAAAACAUAUUUCAAAAACUUGCUGUAAAACAAAUACACUAAGUAUUUCUCUCGUUAACCGAAAAAGAAUUCGUGUAAUGAGUGCUUGUGUUCUUGAGAUCCACGUACAAACGUCUCUCAGUGAUUUCCUGACUCGAAAAAACGGCUGUCGAAUUUCUCAGUCAUCGUGCUUUAGGAUCUGGUGGACGGACUGCAGUGAAUCAUUAGCAAUACCUUUUCUACACGUCCUCAUUCAUAUAACUACUUCAUUUAUUACAGUGGUAGUUCAUGGUAACAUUAAUUAAACGAACGAACAAACAGAGUAGUUUUCUUUAAAAUCACUUUUGACUUUCGAGAGACAAGCAUCAAGACACCUCAAAACAUAGUUGAAUCUAUAAAAUACAAUAUAUAUAUUUUGUUAAAAAGCUUGAGGCUUCCUAUGCGCAUAUUUAAACAUAUUUAUGGAACCAUAUUGUUCCAUAGUCAUUGCACAUCUAUAUCUGAGCGCAAAAUGUCUCUCAGCGAGCACAAAUCUUGGACAAUGGUAGGCCUUACCGGGAGAUUAGGAACCAACAGCAGACAUCUGAAUUCUUUCAUUUACAAUUUAACAAGUUUGACACAUUUAAAAAAUAAAAAGAAACAAGCAAACUCUGUGUUUGACGAGUUGUUUCAAUCAUGCCACCCUAUUUCUUAGGUGAUAAAAGUUUUUAUCACAUGAAAAUCUGCUUAAGGUCAGAAUUUCUUUUAACAGCUCCUUUAAAAAUUGGCUUGAAGUGGAAAAUAACUUUGGGAUGGCGUAAAGAAGCAUUAAUCAGCUAGCCGAAGCGUGAAACUUUGAUAAAUAAACUGUGCCAGAAUCAUUGGAACUCAUCAGGAUUACCUGUAAUUACCAAGUGAAGAAUGAAAGCACAACCUGCCCAAAUAUUUACCUUAGCUUUUCUCCUACUAAUUUUCCACUGUAAAAUGAGUUGUAAUCUUAACUGAUAGUUUAAUUUCUGUUUCACUUUCCUUAUAUUAUUGGUUCUUUUCAUAAUUACGAGGUUUAAUUUUCACUUAAUCCUAUCAUGUUACAGGUGAAGUAUUUGUUAAGCAGCAUUUAACUUGUCUUUAAGGCCAAAUGGCAAAAUGUGCCUCGCAUUUAAAAAAAACACAUUAUCUUAAAUCUGUUUGCAAACGGCCUUGUAAUAGAGUGUCUUUAACAUUUGUAACUCAUCAUUUUCCCGCACUUAGAUUUUUACAAACAAAACUCUAACACUAUCCAUAAUAUUUAAAACGAGAAGAAAAUAGCACACAAUAGACCCAAGUCAAGCGUGACAAAGUGGGCUUGACACAUUACUAUUUAAACCACUGUCCAUUUUAGUGACACCAAACGAGUUAUUUUGCAACCUAACGUCACCUGCUCGUUAUGAAGUUCUUGACCAAUCAGAACCCAACACCACCAACUUAGCCAUUUAAAAUUAAUCACUUUCAUGUCGGUAAAUACUACUAGCGCAUCAAAGUAGGUCACAUUUUAACCGACUUUACAGGAUAGGAAAAUCGGUGAGUCCUACAUUUAUAUGUUGCAUAGUUUGAAACCAAGAUUUUCACAGAUUCGCUGAGAAUUUUGAUGGAUGUUUCCUGUUAUAAAGACUAAGCUAUUUAAGAGUAGUCACAACAUUAUUAUUUUGUCUAUGUUAUCUUGUUGAUUUUUUUUAACAUGACCGCGGUUCCAUUUGAUCUAUAACAUGAUCGAAUUCCUGAGAUCAAUUACCCUAAAUCAAACACUUUCAAAGUUCAAAAUGCUCCUUGUCGACCUUUUUCUAAUAUCUUUUCAGAACUACAUCGCUGUGACUCUUCUUCCAAUAUUUCUAACUUAAACUUAUGAGAAAUAGCUGAGGAUACUUACUUCAUCUAUUUCAUUAUCAUUUUAGGUAAGAUGAAUUCCAAGAUAAUAUUUUUAUUUGUUCUUGCCUUCGUCUGCUACGCACAUGCUAGGUCGACAAAAGGUAAGUUCGCUAGUUUAUUUUGUAAAGUUUGAAAUAGGUCAAACGUGAAACAUAAUAGCUUUGAUAAAAAAACAAUUAAGAUGUUUAUGUUAAGAUAAUAAAUCUCUGCCAAACUUUUGCAAGUCAAAAUCAUCAGCUUCUGCAACAGAUUUUCGAAGCAAGAACCACGAAUGCCUAAUAUUGAGAAAAAUGAUUCCAUCAAUUUUCGUCAAACUGUGUAAUCUAUUUUAGACCCUUGUAUGGGAUGAUUGUCUAAGAAAAGUGACUUACUUAACACAACGCACGCCAGGUGGCAUCAAAUCGAAAAGAAAACCAGUUCUAUCACCGAAUACAAUCCUAAAUAUAAUUUAAGUUCGUUUCCUGCCAGUUUGAACUAAAUUUUUCGACCCGAUGAUCUGAACCAAUGAGAAUUAAUAAUUUUAAUGUAAUUAGAACGAUUAAUGAUUGUAAUAUUUCAGGACAGGAAGCAGCUUAGGAAGAAGUUCAUUGAUCUCGGCAGAGUUUUACUAAUCGAGUUCAUGGCCAUUAUCCUUUCGUAUCAUGAACCUUUUUUUUUUUUUCAUCUUCUUCCGACGAUUUAGACCGUAAAAUUAGUUGAUACCCGCCUGUCAUAGCGAAAUCAUGUUAGCAGGUGGUACUUUUCUCAACAGCUUCUUUGGAUUGAAUCAAUUGAUUUUCAUUUGCCUUUCUACGACGAGGUAGCCUUUUACAUUGCAACGUAUUCAAGUGAGAAAGAUUUCACUUCCAUUUACCCUGCCUAUUCAAUUACUCCUCUUAGUCAUAUGAAUUCAAUUUAAAAUGGAAACCUAAGUUACUUUAUUAAUUUCUGGAUGCAGGUGGUCAUUCAACUGUAGAGUGACUGGUGAGUUAAAAAGGCAGUGCUGUCACUGGAGUAGGGUUAUAACGUUUCACGAUGCUUGGGCGAAAGGUGCAAUAUUUUUUCUUUUGCACUCCCUUUAUUUCAACAGGCUCCAAACGUUGUUGUCCCUGUUGUCCGCCUCCUCCACCACCACCACCACCAGUUCAACAGGUCGCUGGACCACAGGGACCACCCGGACAAUCUGGAUGUUCUGGUCCCCCAGGAGCACCCGGAUGCCCAGGAUGGAAAGGAUGCCCAGGACCAGUCGGUCUCCCAGGACCUCCUGGUGCCCCUGGACCUCUCGGACCAGUAGGACCAAUGGGACCUAAAGGAUGCGGUGGAAGCCCAGGCCUCCCUGGUUGCCCCGGACUUAAAGGAUGCCCAGGAUGUGCCGGUCCACCAGGACCUCCAGGAGCUCCUGGACCUCAGGGAGUUCCCGGAGCUGCUGCCCCAGUCCCAUGCCCACCUCCACCACCUCCUCCAUGCUGCCCUGCUCCCGCAUGCUGCAAGUAA